This is a messenger RNA of Trichophyton verrucosum HKI 0517, 2571 nucleotides long. RefSeq lists its product as uncharacterized. Gene Ontology annotation, molecular function: urease activity; nickel cation binding. The record is from RefSeq and is a predicted model, not a curated record. The transcript has 5 exons. Gene Ontology annotation, cellular component: urease complex. NCBI's taxonomy places the organism in Eukaryota, Fungi, Ascomycota, Eurotiomycetes, Onygenales, Arthrodermataceae. Gene Ontology annotation, biological process: urea catabolic process. Bases 1 to 2571 code for a protein of 856 amino acids.
AUGCGUCUCGUCCCCCGAGAGCUCGAUAAACUCACCAUCUCGCAGCUGGGCUUCCUGGCGCAGCGGCGGUUGGCAAGAGGCGUCCGUCUCAACCAUGCAGAAGCCACGGCAUUGAUAUCCUCCAACCUCCACGAGUUGAUCCGCGAUGGAAACCAUACGGUGGCCGACCUGAUGGCCAUCGGCAAGACGAUGCUCGGGCGUCGCCAUGUCCUGCCCUCUGUCGUGUCCAGCUUGACCCAGCUGCAGGUCGAGGGCACCUUCGUCUGCGGAUCGUACCUCGUCACCGUCCACAAUCCCAUCUGCUCGGACGACGGAGACCUCGAGAAGGCGUUGUACGGCAGCUUCCUGCCCGUGCCACCAAAGGACCUCUUCCCGGACCCUGACCCGGAGGAGUACCUGCCCGAACGCAUGCCGGGAGCCGUCGUCGUGGUCAAAGAUUCCAGGAUCGAGCUCAGUCCCGGACGCAGGAGAAUCAAGCUGCGUGUCACCAGCAAGGGAGACAGGCCCAUACAGGUCGGCUCGCACUACCAUUUCAUCGAGACCAACCCCCAGCUCGAGUUCGACAGGGCCCAGGCAUACGGCUUCCGUCUGGACAUACCCGCCGGAGCAUCCCAUCGAUUCGAGCCCGGAGAGUCCAAGACCGUCCAGCUCGUCGAGAUCGCGGGCCACAAGGUCAUCAAGGGCGGCAACUUCCUGGCCACAGGUGAAGUCGACCAUGGUCGCAGGGACAGGAUUCUCAGCCGUAUCGCCCAGGCCGGUUUCAUGCAUACCCCGGAGCCCAUGGCUGAUGCCAGCUUGGUCAAGCCCUAUACCAUGACCCGCGAGGCUUAUGCGCGCACGUUUGGCCCCACGACCGGUGACCUGAUCAAGCUGGCUGCUACAGACCUGUGGGUGAAGGUCGAGAAGGAUCUCACCACUUACGGCGAUGAAUGCACCUUUGGCGGAGGCAAGUCGCUGAGAGAAGGCAUGGGACAGGCUACCGGCAGACAUGCGCAUGAGGUGCUCGACAGCUGCGUUACCAACGCGGUCAUCCUCGACUGGUCCGGCAUCUACAAGGCGGACAUCGGUAUCAAGGACGGCAUCAUCGUCGGAAUCGGCAAAGCUGGGAACCCAGAUGUCAUGGAUGGCAUCACCCCCGGAAUGGUCAUCGGCUCAUCUACCGACAUCAUCGCCGCCGAGAGGAUGAUCGUCACGGCCGGCGGCAUCGAUACCCACGUCCACUUCAUCUGUCCCCAGCAGGUAGACGAAGCGCUCUCGUCCGGCAUCACCACCAUGCUGGGAGGUGGUACGGGCCCCUCCGAGGGCAGCAAUGCAACUACCUGCACCCCGUCUCCAAACUCCAUCCGCCAGAUGAUACAGUCCUCCGACGGGUUCCCCAUGAACUUUGCUUUCACCGGCAAAGGCAACGAUAGUGAACCGCGCGGCCUCAGAGACCAGAUUCGUGCCGGCGCCGCUGGGCUCAAGAUACACGAGGACUGGGGAGCUACUCCUGCCGCCAUCGACAGCUGUCUUUCUGUCUGCGACGAGCUAGACGUCCAAUGCCUGAUUCACACCGAUACCCUCAACGAAUCAGGCUUCGUCGAGCAGACCAUCAAAGCUCUCAAGGGCAGAGUAAUCCACACCUACCACACCGAGGGCGCGGGAGGCGGCCAUGCCCCCGAUAUCAUCUCCGUCUGCGAACACCCCAACGUCUUACCUUCCAGCACCAACCCAAGCAGACCAUACACUCUCAACACUCUAGACGAGCAUCUAGACAUGGUAAUGGUCUGCCACCAUCUGUCAAAGGAUAUACCAGAGGACGUAGCCUUCGCCGAAUCACGUAUUCGCGCCGAAACAAUCGCUGCCGAAGACGUCCUUCAUGACAUCGGCGCUAUCAGCAUGAUGUCCUCGGACUCUCAGGCCAUGGGCCGUUGCGGAGAAGUCGUUCUUCGAACAUGGCACACCGCUCACAAGAAUAAGUUGCAGCGCGGUGUCCUGCCUGAAGACGAAGGUACGGGAUGCGACAACUUCAGAGCCAAGCGCUACGUGAGCAAAUAUACCAUCAACCCAGCCAUUGCCCAGGGCAUGAGCCAUGUCAUUGGCAGCGUCGAAGUAGGCAAGGUAGCAGACCUGGUGUUGUGGAAGUUUGCCCAGUUCGGCGUCAAGCCUAAUCUCAUUCUCAAGAGCGGCAUGAUUGCCAGAGCACAGAUGGUAUUUACUUACCCCUUUUCCACUAGUUCUCAGUUCUCACACCAUCUAACUAUUCUACAGGGCGAUGCAAACGGCUCUAUUCCGACCAUUGAACCGAUUCUGUCAAGACCUAUGUGGGCUAGCUGUCUGCCAAAUACGUCCAUUAUCUUCGUUUCUCAGUCGUCUGUUGACGACGGCGUGAUUGACACCUACGACAUCAAGAAACGAGUCGAACCAGUCAAGAACUGCAGAAACAUAGGCAAAGAAGACAUGAAGUUCAACGACACCAUGCCGAAAAUGCAUGUCGAUCCAGAAAGCUACACCGUCGAGGCAAAUGGAAUGGUAUGCGAUGCGGAUCCAAUCGAUACCCUCCCCCUAUGCCAGGACUAUUUCAUAUACUAG